This is a messenger RNA of Myotis daubentonii (Daubenton's bat), 3152 nucleotides long. RefSeq names its product chromosome 2 C12orf60 homolog (gene C2H12orf60). The record is from RefSeq and is a predicted model, not a curated record. NCBI's taxonomy places the organism in Eukaryota, Metazoa, Chordata, Mammalia, Chiroptera, Vespertilionidae.
GUAAUUUUUCCAACUCAGAUCCUGGGCUUAAUGCUGUCAGUUCAUCUCAUUUCUAAAAUACUCAGUAGAAAUAAAAAUUUCUGUCUUUCAGUUUUCAAAUGUGGCAACUGAUAUGAAGUUUGAACAUACAUUGUGGUGGUCUAAAAAAACACUGGUUGGAUUUUGCCUAUGAACUGCAUUUGUAGCACCUGGACUAAAGUGCUGAAACAUUUUUGUUGGAGAAAUGUCUUCAAAGACAGAAAAGGAUGAAGAGAGGCUGGUUCAAGCUGCCAAAACAUUCUUUCUUUCCAUUCAAGAUUUUGCUUCCUUCACGAACACACUCACCGAAUUGUUUAAUAGCUGUAUGAAUUCUAAGAUCAUCACAAUGGCUGUGAAAGAAGAUAGUUAUGUUAAGGAAGUCUUUGAACAAAUGGUCAGAAUUUUUAGGGAGAUGCAAUCUGUAGUGAAGGCCAAGGAUGACAACGUGCAAAAGCAACCUUUAUUUUCCAAGAUUGCAGCAGUGAUGGGCACUGAGAAGACUACGGAUAAUGCAAAAGAGUUGCAGUCGUCAUAUAGACAAAAGGUAGCACAAGGCAAUAUACCAUUCGUUGUCUCUCUGAUAAGUAGUGGUAACAUCGUUGCGAAUUUGGAAUCUGCUCUUUCACUCUUGCUGAUGCAUCCCAUCAUGAGUCUUCAAUUAAGUGACUUGUAUAGACAAGACACGAAAGGGCAAUCAGAUGCUACCACAUCUGAGCAAAGCCCAAGGGCAGGUCCAUCCACAACCACUACAGUAGACACAGUGAAAAAGUUGCAGAAUGCACUAAGAAUUGCGAAUGCUAAGAAUACCAUUGAGUCAGCCGCAGACCAGUUGGAGCAAAUUGUUAAAAAUAUGAGACCAACCUUAGAGAUCCUCCAAAAGGCCAUACAGACGAUGGAAGUUAGUGCUUAUGGGGUUAAGAAAGUCAAUGACUAGUAGAAGUGCAACAGAAGUGCUAAUUUCUGGCAGAAAAUGAGUUCAAAAUCCUGUGAGUUUUCAUAGCACAUUUUUAGAUCUCUGAUGCCAGACAUGUGGUCUACUGGGACAUUGGUGCAAAGAGUAGUCACUUGGCAAACAAUUUACUUCAAGUUUGCUUUAGUCAAAUAAAAAUAAUUUAAAAAGCCCACUUGAAAUGGUAUUACUAAAAACAAUUUAUUGUUAAAAAAAUCAAUGUAAUAUUACAGUUGAGGAUGUUUCUAAACAUUUUACAUCAUCUUAAAGAAUGAUCUAAAUAACCUUAAACUAAUUUUCACUCUUAGUAAUUCUAUUCCUAGUUACUACAGUGCAAAGUCCAGGUAAAUAUAAACAUUAUCAAUAGAUAAUCUGGCAGAAACGAUGUUCAGAAUUAGGAAGCAUAUAAAGCAACCCUCUGCAUUUUUGUCACUCAUAUACCAAUUUCUAUAUACCUCAGGGCCUAAUCAAUAUUUUUUAUGACAAGUAAUAGAAUUUUAUUACAUGAAUAACAUUAGAGUAUAUGAUUUGUUUUCAUUGGUCACCUACUGAGAUCUUAUGAUUAGCCUAUAUUAGAGGCUGAAAAUUGGAGAUGAUCUAAUCUUCCACAAUGAAAUUACCAUGACACUGAGAUGUGCUUGUAGCGGGGAAGAAAAGUUAGAUAAGUCCAUUUAUCUACCAUAAAGUCUUCGGCUCUCGUGCGUUAUAAAUGAAUUUAUGCUCUCAAGAUUGCCCUAUUUCACUUGACAACUAACAGGAACUUUGUUGAGAAUAAGAAAAACAAUUAUUAACUCUAGUUAUUUGUUGGAAUUUUCUUUUUGAGGGAAAAUUCUUAAGUUAUUUUCUUAAACAUUUCCUCAUUUAAAAUGUAAACCUUAUUUUCUCCUUUAAAAAGAAAAUGUCUCUGUACUCUGUUAAAAAAAAAAAAAGAGAAAAGCCUGGCUGGUGUGGCUCAGUGGUUGAGUAUCAACCUAUGAACCUGGAGGUCAGGGUUGGAUUCCUGGUCAGGGCACAUGCUCAGGUUAUGAGCUUGAUCCCCAGUGUGGGGCAUCCAGGAGGCAGCCAAUCAGUGAUUCUCCCUCAUCAUUGUUGUUUCUAUCUCUUUCUUCCUCUCCUCUCUGAAAUCAAUAAAAAUAUAUUUUAAAAAAGAGGCUGAAACAUGAGAAACUGAAAGGGAAAGAAAUUACUUGCGAGCUUUUGAUGAAGAGGGAAGAAGAAGGUAUUCUAUGUACUUUUUAGUCUUCUAUGCACUCACUCCACCAAGAUAACCUCCUUACUUAUGGCUGCUUGAAAGUUGCACUUUUGUUAGCCCAGACAAGAAAGUUGCACUUUUGUCAGCUCCAAAGCCAAGGCUGUCAUUGUAAUUACCACUGUAAUUAACUAAGGCAUUCUUUCCUUGCUCCCUAACAAUAAGACCAUCACAGUAUCCAGUGGUGAGGGUAAAGGAGAUUUUGACUAUUUCCAGGGUUUAGAGGGCUUGGAAAAAGCAUUCAUUUUAAUACAUGAAUUCUGCAUUUUGUCUCAGCUCCAAAGCUGAAACCUCGUUCAUUUGCAAUAGAUAUCCGUUAAUUGGUGUCUUAUAUUGAGGAAAAUCUUGAGCUGAUUCAUUUGCUAUUCUCCCCUCAAAAAUACACAUAUAUAAAUGGGAGUAGGGAGGUGCUGCUCUCACUUUGCUGCUUUUUUGGAACCUGUCUGUGUCCUGGGUUUCAUUCCCUCCUCUUGGUUGUAGUUUGUGUCUCAGAAUGUUUCAACAGCUGGGGGGAUCCACGUGGAAAUGAAUGGGACUACAGAAUAAAAAUAAGGGAGUAUCCUUAUAUUCAUCAUAACUCCUCCAAUUGCUUGAAAUAAAAAGUUUAAUUCAAAUUAUUUAAGCGAAAAUAUAGUUUAUUGAUUUAUAUAAUGAAAAGCCUACAGUAUGCAAUUUCAGGAACAGUUGGAUCUCGGGUCUUGUUCACUCUCAUCCGGACUCAGUUUUUUUCAUUUCUUAGCUCUUCCUUUACUGUGUUAGCUCCAUUCUCAGGGAGGUAUUAAUCUCCACUCAAAAAAAAAAAAAAAAAAAAGGCCCAUACAAUUCCCAAAGCCAAAGAAGUGUCCCAAAUUUAUCUCAUAAACUCUGAUUGUGUCAUUUUCUACUCCAGCACGAUCUCUGCGUCCAUGGAGAAGAAACAUACUGAGUUACAGGCCC